AGAAAUUAAAAAGAAAGAUUCACAUUCAUUUCAUACCUGUUAUCAUUCCUGCCACGAUAGUUUGUCCCUAUUGAUGCCGUGUGAUGAGCUGAAGAAAGUAAGUGAGGAGUGUCAAAGCAGCAAGGUCGCAGCUACACUUGAGCCACAGUCUGAAUGCAACAGUCCCUGGAAAGUGCUGAGCCUGAUCAACUUGCAGUGUGAAAAGCUGCUUCAUCAGGAAAAUCCUGAGGAAUUAGACCCAAGUUCAGCCUCAUCUGCCACAAAAUUGGGCUAUUCAGUAGCCAAAUCAUCCACUACAGCUCCACAUGUUAUAGAAACUGGAGUUAGAAGUGGUGAAUGCAUGUUAGGCCGGUCUUCUCGUCUCUUUGAGAGACAAGAAAUCACACCCUCUGAGAGUGUUGAGGAAGAUGUGACAGGAAACCCCACAGGAGAUAGUUUUAAACUACAGUGCUCUGUGAAAGACUCUAAGAUGGGUGUUCAGCUGCAGACUACUGAGAAAAUGGACACUGUCAGAGCAGAGUUGCUGAAAGACAGUACAUCAUCUUCUUUGCAUCUUCAACACAGGAGCAAAAUAGAUGUUAACUUCAGUGUCAACAAACAAAUUGAGUGCAGCGAGGAAUGUAAGAAGGACUGUUCCUCUAGCAAACAGGAUGUUUUUGAUACAAUACUAACACUAGACCAUAAUGCAAACCUUACUUUAUCUGUGGAGUCCCAAUGUGACAACCAGCUGCCUCCUCUGAGCCCCAUCCAGCCUUCUUCACAAUCACCAUCAACUGUAUUCAGCACUGCAGAGAGUUCUCGCUCAGUCUCAAAACAAGAUGAAUGUACAGAUGUCCCCUUAGAAGAAGAAGCCCCCCCAGCUGCCCUGAUAAAAUCUUGUGCGUCAAAAGCAGAAAUUUGGACAGUGCAAAACGAGGAAAUUGGUUCAUCCUCUUCCCACCAGUGGAGAACUAAGACUCCUAGAAAACAGCCUCAUCCCAGUCGUAGCGCUGAUAUCCAAGACCCAGACUUCCAGGGAGUGACAUUCAGGAUAGACACAGAGCUGGACGAAAGCAGAGAACAGUGUCGGCUCCUCAUAACGUCAAAGUACAGCAAGGAACUCUGCAAGAGUGUGAGAAAACCCAGACUGAGGACACGGUCAUCACUCAAAGCUAGCAGCUCAGAUGAGGAGAACAGCCUCACAAAUAAUGUUUUAAAGGGUAAAGUUUGUGCAUCAUGCUGCACCAGGAAGACCCCUAUGUGGAGGGAUGCAGAGGACGGAACUCCACUGUGUAAUGCUUGCGGGAUAAGGUAUAAGAAGUACAGAGUGCGCUGUGUCAACUGCUGGCAUAUCCCUCGGAAAGAGGGCAACUCCAGCUCGUGCUGCCUCAAGUGCGGAAACUUUGUGAGGCUGACCUCAGCUCAGCGGAAAGACACCACCUAGGGAACUUGCACAGAGCACAGGUUUUUAUGCUCACAUGUGACAGAGCUUUGCACAUAUGUACACAACAAUUAAAUAUGCUCGCUGGUCCAGUAGUUCUUUACAGUUCACUACAGAUAUUACUUCCUUUAACUUGACUCAGUAUUUAAAUUAGUUUCACUGCUAUAGGAUUGUACCUCAGACAGCAGCACACAUUUAACUCAUGGCUCUGUGUGCAUCAGGGGGAAAAAAAAUGGAAAACUAGUAAAACCUUAAAGUUUGUAUGCUCAAAGCUUAAAAUGGGGGAAAAUAUCUGAAAAUAAUCUGUACCAAAGUCUUUUCUGGGCUGAUCCUGUUUCUACUCCCUAUUUGUACGUGCAUGUGUGACAGAGCUUUUAGGGUUCUUUUUUUUUUCCUCACCAAGAGUGAUAUAUUUAUGAAGCACAGGCAGACUUUGUAGCAGAGCUGAGAAUCCUUUGCUACAAAUAAAUGGAACACUGAAGGGUUACUGUCAGGAGUAGACACAUUCAGUGGAAAGUUUAGUUGUGACAUUUUUUGCGUUUAAUGGUCAGCAGUACCCGACAGCUGUAAUAGACAGUUAUUUCUGUACAGGCCGUGAGCUCAGUGCAGUUUUCACUGCUAAUAACUGUAAAAACACUCUUACUGCUCCUGACCCUGACAGCAACAUUGUUAACUAAA
Archocentrus centrarchus (flier cichlid) is the source of this 2098-nucleotide messenger RNA. It is a transcript of the gene zglp1, whose product is annotated as zinc finger GATA like protein 1. NCBI's taxonomy places the organism in Eukaryota, Metazoa, Chordata, Actinopteri, Cichliformes, Cichlidae. Gene Ontology annotation, cellular component: nucleus. Gene Ontology annotation, molecular function: sequence-specific DNA binding; zinc ion binding. The record is from RefSeq and is a predicted model, not a curated record. Bases 74 to 1423 code for a protein of 449 amino acids. Gene Ontology annotation, biological process: regulation of transcription by RNA polymerase II; spermatogenesis; oocyte development. The transcript is spliced from 5 exons.